GGCCCACAACGAUGCCUGUAGAUCCAGUCCCGGCCUCCACCAUGCAGGGCGGAAGUGACAAAGAACACCUUUACAGCACCGUCUGCAAGCCUCGCUCGCCCAAGCCCAAGGAAGGCGGUCCACCACCCUUCUCCUCCUCCAGCGGAGUGCUCGGGGCAGGCCUUUGCGAGCUGGACCGGCUCCUGCAGGAACUUAACGCGACCCAGUUCAACAUCACAGAUGAAAUAAUGUCCCAGUUUCCAUCCAGCAAAAGUCCCAAUGGGGAGAAGGGCAAAGACAGGUCAGAAGAUUCUGCAGAUGGUGGUUCUUUAUCUCGGCCCGCAGCUCCUGCAAAGCCAUCGGCCACAUCGGCUACCCUGGAGCUGGACAAGCUGAUGGCCUCUCUGUCAGAUUUCCGGGUCCAGAGCAACCUCCCUGCAGCUGCUCCAUCGACCGUGUCCCCUCCCCCCGCUCCUGCCCGGGUGUCCUCGGCCCAGCUGCCGCUGCUCUCGUCCGUCUGCCCCAGCCCCCCUGCGGCGCCCUCACAGACGUCCCCGGCCCAGCCCAGCGGGAACCUGGAUAGCAUGCUUGUCAUGCUGGAGUCUGACCUCAGCCGCCAGGGGAUCUCCACCACCGCCAAGGGGCUGUGCGCUUCGUGUCAGAAGCCCAUCGCGGGGCAGGUCGUAACGGCGCUGGGGAGCACCUGGCACCCGGAGCAUUUUGUCUGCACCCACUGCCAGAAGGAGAUGGGGGGCAGCAACUUCUUCGAGAAGGACGGCGCCCCCUACUGCGAGAGAGACUACUUCCAGCUCUUCUCUCCCCGCUGCGGCCUCUGCAACGAGCCCAUCCUGGAUAAAAUGGUGACCGCACUGGAUAAGAACUGGCACCCCGAGCACUUCUGCUGUGUCAAAUGUGGGCAGCCCUUUGGGGAAGAAGGUUUCCACGAGAAGGACGGGAAGCAGUACUGCCGCCAGGACUUCUACGAGCUCUUUUCCACCCGCUGCCAGGGAUGCAGCCAGGCCAUCCUGGAGAACUACAUCUCUGCUCUCAACGCCUUGUGGCAUCCGGAAUGUUUUGUCUGCAGGGAGUGCUAUACGCCCUUUGUGAACGGAAGUUUCUUUGAGCACGGCGGCCGCCCCUUCUGCGAGAUCCACUACCACAAGCAGCGCGGCUCGCUCUGUUCGGGCUGCGAGAAGCCCAUCACCGGCCGCUGCAUCACCGCCAUGGCCCGCAAGUUCCACCCGGAGCACUUCGUCUGCGCCUUCUGCCUCAAGCAGCUCAACAAAGGCACCUUCAAAGAGCAGAACGACAAGCCCUACUGCCAUCCGUGCUUCAUCAAGCUCUUCGGGUGACAGGGAGGCGCCUCAGCCCUGCCGGGGCCAAGCCACACCUGCUUCCAACGUGGGAAGGGGGGAGGGCCCACAGACCUCAGCCUUUUACUCAGCCACGCCCCUUCCCUUUGUGGGAGGGGCCUGUGCCUUAUGGGCUCCGCCCCGUGCCGCUGGAGCCACCACACCAUUGCCAAAGCCACACCUCUAGAUAGAGCCACGCGCAAAGCAAGCAAGGUGAGAAGCAGGAUUUAUCUGUGCCUCCCGUUCUACUCAGGAGCUACUCCCUGGUCCCCACACGAGCACCCCAGUCUCGACCCCCACCCUCAUCACAUGCUGCUUUAAGCCACACCUCCACAAAGCCACCCUUUCUGACAGGAGGCAGUGCCUUAAGCCACACCCCCACGACCAGCUGGUGAUGUCAUCAGGGUAGGAGGCAGGGACUUAAAGAAGCCACACCUUCCCACAACUCUACUCAGUACCAUGGAAUGGGGGCAUACCUGAGCCACCCUUCCCUGGCAACACCUACUGCAGAAGUCACAGAGCUAUUCAGGGUGGAACUGGGGCCAACGUCACUUCCUGGUUCCCUCGUCUGCCUUAUCGUUCCCGGGGGCUGCUAGACACCCCUCUGGAGCAACCUUAAAGCUAGGGUUGCCAACUCUGGAGUGGGAAAUUCCUGGAGCUCU
Molecule: messenger RNA, 1993 nt
Organism: Gekko japonicus
Lineage: Eukaryota; Metazoa; Chordata; Lepidosauria; Squamata; Gekkonidae
Gene: TGFB1I1
Product: transforming growth factor beta 1 induced transcript 1
Exons: 9
Coding region: 12-1331 (439 amino acids)
Source: RefSeq, a predicted model, not a curated record